AUGGAUGAGCUCCAGAGGAAGUUCGACAAGAGGGACGGAUCCCUAGAGCCCGAGGAUGUGUUGUCCUCUCCGUUCGCAAACGUCAUCAUGGAGGAGCCCUUACCUCGAGAUUUUCACUUUCCCACCAUUAAAGCGUACUCGGGGACCACGGACCCACGGGCACACCUGACCAGGUACAGAGCCGCCAUAAUGAUCACCGAGGCGACAGACGCAAUCUUUUGUAGGGGGUUCUUCGCCACCCUGGACGGGCAGGCGCAUGAUUGGUUCGGAUCCCUCCCGGCGGGGUCCAUCUCCACCUUUACGGACCUCACCCGGCAGUUCCUAUCCCAUUUCGCCACCAGCAUACAACGGAAGAAGCAAAUUGCCGACCUGUGUGAUUUGAAGCAGGGGAGCUCGGAGUCACUAGCUGAGUACCUCAGGAAGUGGAAGAAAGAGGUCAUGGGGGUCGCCGACUUUGAUGCGAAAUCGGCCAUGGUAAUUUUCCGGAACAACUUGAGGUCGGGCGCUUUUCACCAGGACCUCAUCAGGUACCCCCCCAGGACCUACACCGACCUGAUGGACAAGGCAGCGAGGUACGCUGACGCCGAGGCUGCCGAGAAGAGGAAGAAGGAGCAGGAAGAAGGAAGAGGUCGAAAAGACAAGGCACCCCAGGAGGAGCGCAAGGCGCCCCGACCACACCCACGGGAGUACGCUGAGGGGCCCAGGAUGAACCCCACACGCUAUCUCACCCCGCUGACACAACCCGUGGGUACUAUCUUGGCGCAUGCGGAGGACCAGGGAAUCGUGGUAUUCCCGAAGGAGGAGUGCAUGGAGAUAUCGACGGGGGGGACCCCAACAAGUACUGCAGGUUCCAUCGGCAGAAAGGACACGAUACAGACGAGUGCAUCCUCCUAA
Ipomoea nil (Japanese morning glory) is the source of this 894-nucleotide messenger RNA. RefSeq lists its product as uncharacterized. The coding region runs from base 1 to 894 and encodes 297 amino acids. The transcript has a single exon. The record is from RefSeq and is a predicted model, not a curated record. Lineage: Eukaryota; Viridiplantae; Streptophyta; Magnoliopsida; Solanales; Convolvulaceae.